Molecule: messenger RNA, 3646 nt
Organism: Haliotis rufescens (red abalone)
Lineage: Eukaryota; Metazoa; Mollusca; Gastropoda; Lepetellida; Haliotidae
Product: NAD-dependent protein deacetylase sirtuin-2-like
Exons: 16
Coding region: 141-1253 (370 amino acids)
Molecular function (GO): NAD+ binding; histone deacetylase activity, NAD-dependent
Source: RefSeq, a predicted model, not a curated record
UCCGGGUUGGGACCAGUAACCAACAGUAAACACGGAGAUUCUCUACCAAUUACUAUCACAACGGAGGACAAUUGGUAUGUUGAACCUUACGCCACCCUGAAUAAUAUAACAAGGUACUUCUCUGAUACGGCAGCAUUGACAUGGAAGGCGAGAAGAAGGGGAAGGAUGACGGUAAAUCUCCUAAGAAGCCAGAGGCCAAGGAAGAGGGAGCACAGGGAGGACAGACUGGAGGAGCAAUAGAUGCACUUGCAGCAGGAUUGAGCAACUAUUUCUCCAGCGCUGUCAAGUUGGAUGAUGUGGAGAAAGUUCUGAGUGAGGUGAGCUUCGAGGGCGUGGCCAAGUAUCUGAAGAGUGACAAGUGCACCAACAUCAUCACCAUGGCAGGAGCUGGGAUAUCAACAUCGGCAGGCAUUCCAGACUUUCGGUCCCCAGGAAGCGGCCUGUAUGACAACCUCCAGAAAUACAACCUGCCAGACCCAAUGGCCAUUUUCAACAUACAAUAUUUUACAGAGAACCCAGAACCAUUUUGUCACCUUGCCAAAGAACUGUGGCCAGGACAUUUCAAGCCAACACCCUGCCACUACUUUGUGAAACAGCUCCAUGACAAGGGGAAGCUACUCCGUCAUUACACGCAGAAUAUUGAUACACUGGAGCAUUACACAGGCCUCCCCGCGGACAAGAUUGUGGAGGCUCAUGGGACAUUUCGUACUUCCCACUGUCUCAAAUGUGCAAAGGAAUUCUCACAGGACUGGAUCAAAGAGAAGAUAUUUGCCGAGGAGACGCCCACCUGUGAUGCUGAGGGCUGUGCUGGACUGGUCAAACCAGAUAUUGUUUUCUUUGGUGAAAAGUUGCCUGACAGAUUCUUCAGCUGUGUUAAAGAGGACUUUGGAAAGUGUGAUUUACUCAUCAUCCUCGGAACGUCUCUGUCAGUCCAGCCAUUUGCAAGUCUGACUGGACGAGUGCCGACAAAAACACCCCGCUUGUACAUCAACCUGGAUAAGGGAAACACAGAUGUCGAUCCCUUCAUGAUGCUGCUAAUGGGUGGUGGCUCCACGCUCAACUUCGAUGAGGAGGGCAACUAUCGGGAUGUCUUCAAGAAAGCCACAUGUGAUGAAGGCUGCUACAGCCUCUCGGAACUGGUUGGAUGGGGGAAGGAUCUACGGAAGACAGUGGAAAGUGAGCACAAGCGACUGGAUGCUGAGAUUGCCACAGAUAAACAAAAAACAAAUCCCACCAAGGGAGCAUCGAAGUAGUGCAGGUUAACUGCCACAUCUUGCAGGGGUUCUAGCUGCUUGGCUUAUCAGCAUCGGAAGAGUAUUACUCAAUCAUCUAGGUCAAGGUCAGUUCUGUAGCAUCGUUGACCUUUCAAAGUCUCAUUGUUGUUUGUCAAAUAUUGAAGUUUUCCAAUUCCUUCUUUGAUAACUUUCUACAGGAGCAGGAACUGCACACAGAAUGUACAUUCUCUUGCGAAGCUUUGUGUGGUACACUAUUUCUGUGUAUUGCGUGAAUAUGUUUAAAUGUUGAUUUAUCAGAGAAAAACAAGAGUUUUAUGUCAGUUUUUAUUGUCAGAUGUUUGUGCUUUUUGAAGAAAAAAAUAACACAAAUAUAUGAUCAUACAAAAUAAUGCUGUCCACAUAAUAAACAGAACUUAUGUUAUUGGCAUUUUGUGCAUCAUAGUGUAGGGAUCAAUCAUGCAGUCAUCAUCAUCAUCAUCAUCAUCAUCAUCAUCAUCAUUUUCCACCCAAUUUCAGCUGAUUCACUUAAAUAAUAGGGUGGCAGGGUGCCCCCCACACAUCAGCUUGAAACAAAAGCUAUCAUAAGUCAAUGUCAUUUGUAGCUUGCAAUGUUAAUGAAAAAUACUCUGUAGCAUCAAAUAAACAUGGCAGAUGGGUAUCCAGUGUUCUGGUGGUGUACCAUGAUGAUAUUCAGUGAUGAUGAUGAUGAUGAUGAUGAUGAUGAUGAUGAUGAUAUUCAGUGAUGAUGUGUGAAUAUGUUAAAGUACUAUGUUGUAUUAAAUAUGUAUGUGAUAGUCUAUCACAUUUACAGUCAAUUCUGCCUAUAACAAACAUGGACAAUGCAUUUUCGGACAUUUUUGUCUAUCAUAUGAAACAGCGGUAAUUAUGUUCUUCAUAAAGAAUCUUACUCACAUGUCAACCUGACUUGCAGAGUUGUGUCCCUUGGAUGUAUUGUGAUCCUGUUAUCAUAGGUUCGAUUCACCCUUAUGAUCAUUGGUAUGAUCACCAUACCAGUGCCGUGGGAUUCUCCAUACCAGUAGACAUCUGAGACCUGCAUCCUAAAGUCUGCCGACAUGCCGUGUUGUGACUGAAAUACUGUUCAAGUAACAUUGGACAAAACUCUCUCUCACUCACUCACUUAAACUAUACCCAGGUACAUCUUUGAAACUCCAGAAUCUAUCACCUUCAGAGUAUGACUAGUGCUUGACAAUCUGCAAACUGUAUUGUCCUCAAUAUUACUGAUAUCAAAUGACACAAAAUUCUUUUGGGUUGUAAGAGUGAGUGAGUAUGGUUUUACGCCACUUUUAGCAAUAUUCCAGCAAUAUCAUGACAGGGGACACCAGAAAUGAGCUUCACACAUUGUACCCAUGUCGGGAAUCGAACCCAGGUCUUCGGCGUGAAAACUCUAAAACAAUUCGACAACAUUUUGGCAAGUCUUGAUUUCUUCCAUUUUCUGAAGAUGAAGAGGUUCUCUGGGCUUCUAUUAGGGCUGGGACGGGUAACUCGGGUACCCUAGUCGGGUGGGUACAGAGUAGGACCCGGGUACCCAUAGGACUACACGGACUCGUGGUUAGUCACGUGAUGAAUUGUUUAAUGACUAAAAUUAUCUGGAACUCUAUCGUUACACUACAAGUCAUUAAUGUUCGCUUUUCGUUCUGACUCUGCACCCAUUCCUUCUAAUUUGUCAUACUGUUGAAUAAACAUUUAACUUAAGUUAACUUCAGUGUAUGCAUGACCAGAUUGUUUAAUACAGGUAUCUAAAUAUGUUUUGCCAGGGCUAUGCUAAAAAUAAUCCCAAUCGGACAUUUUGAGACAUCUCCUGAGACCUAGAGUGGGUACCCGGGUAGGGUCGGGUAAUAGGGGGCCGGGUACCUGGGUAGUAAAUUUGGACUCAUCCCAGCCCUAGCUUCUAUCUAUGAAAUAUUACAUUGCAAAAAUUGACCUGACCUCUUUCUUCAGAAAAGGCUAUGCUCACUACUAAGUGUGCUACUGCAAUACUGGUCUUUAAAUCCAUAACAUCUGAAAGCUGCUGCGCUGUGAUCGCUCUGAUGACCAAGGCCAAGGACACUUGAAGUCUUCAAAGACUAACUUGUCAGUUCUGUAGCAUCGUUGACCUUUCAAAGUCUCAUUGUUGUUUGUCAUUUGUUGAAGUUUUCAAGUUCCUCUUUACUUACUGGAGCUGGAACCAGCACAGAGUGUACAUUCUAUUGUGAAACUUUAUGUGGUAUACUGUUUCUGUGUAUUGUGUGAAUAUGUUCAAAUGUUGAUUUCACAGAGAAAAACAAGAAUUUGUUAUAUAUUUUAUGUCUGUUUUUAAUGUCCAGAGCUACAGAUAAGCUGCACAUUUGCGUAAAAUACCCCCCCAAAAAAAAUACAAAACCCAAUUACUUUCAAUUACCUUGCGUACAGAA